CAACUGCUCUUUUGUUUCCAAAACAGGUUUUACGAGUGCAUAAAUAAUGUGCACUGCUCUGAGCCCAAAAGUGCGCAGUGGACCCGGCCUGUCUGAUAUGCAUCAGUAUAGCCAAUGGCUGGCCAGCAGACAUGAGGCUAAUUUGCUACCGAUGAAAGAAGAUCUGGCCUUGUGGUUAACCAAUCUAUUAGGGAAGGAGAUUACAGCAGAAACUUUUAUGGAAAAAUUGGAUAAUGGUGCCUUGCUCUGUCAACUUGCAGAAACUGUUCAGGAGAAAUUCAGAGAGGGCAUGGAUGCUAACAAGCCUCCAAAGAAUCUGCCCUUGAAGAAGAUUCCGUGCAAAGCCACUGCACCCUCAGGCUCCUUUUUUGCCAGAGACAAUACAGCAAAUUUCUUAUCCUGGUGCCGAGAUUUAGGGGUAGAUGAAACGUGUCUAUUUGAAUCGGAAGGUUUGGUCCUCCACAAGCAACCCAGAGAAGUCUGUCUCUGUUUGCUGGAGCUUGGCCGGAUUGCAGCCAGGUAUGGUGUGGAACCUCCUGGUUUGAUAAAAUUGGAAAAAGAGAUUGAACAAGAAGAAACACUUUCUGCUCCCUCUCCUUCACCUUCUCCUUCAUCAAAGUCUUCUGGAAAAAAGAGUACGGGGAACUUACUGGAUGAUGCCGUGAAGCGAAUUUCUGAAGAUCCUCCUUGCAAAUGCCCAAACAAAUUCUGUGUAGAGAGGCUCUCUCAAGGAAGAUACCGAGUGGGAGAAAAGAUCCUCUUCAUUAGGAUGCUGCACAACAAACAUGUCAUGGUCCGUGUGGGAGGAGGAUGGGAAACUUUUGCAGGGUAUUUGUUGAAACAUGACCCCUGCCGGAUGCUGCAGAUCUCUCGUGUCGAUGGCAAAACAUCCCCCAUCCAGAGCAAAUCUCCAACCCUUAAGGACAUGAAUCCAGAUAAUUACCUGGUGGUCUCUGCCAAUUAUAAGGCUAAGAAGGAGAUUAAAUGAAACUAGUUGGUCGCUAUAAGGGGACUCUCAUAAUGGCCUGUACCCACUUCUCCAGUGUAGUCAGUUUAGUCCACACGCUCUGAAAAUUACUUUGAAAAAAGGAGUAACAGACAGAAAAAUGUCAUUACUAUUGAAAAACGUUCAGAGAGUAGCACUAUUUAUUUUGUUGCUUCUGUAGAAAACGACCAAUUAAAUUCUAAACUCAGAUUUAAAUUAGAAAAAUUGUAGGCAAAUUAUUAUUUUUCAGUAUGUGAACACAGUAUUUAGUACACGUUAGAAAUACAAUCCUAGCUAGAGAUAAAAACUGCUCUUAGAAGAAAAUAUUUAGGAUUUCUAGAUAAGUCAACAGGAAGUGCCUGCCUUAUGUCUACAAAAAGCACCCCAGACACUUUUAUAAUUGCAGGCUUUUUAAGCCAAAUUUUAAAAAGGUGACAAUUAGUGUGAUAAUACGUACUAAAAAAUCUUCAACCGCACCAUGAUUAAGUGCAGAGCAUUCACAACAGUAAUACUUUACUGGAAAGGCCACUUUAGAAAAGUUUACAUUCGCUUGGAAGAUGCCUUAAAGUUUAUUCCUUAUCUAUGACCAAAUAUCUGGGGUACUUUUGGAAGUUUUCAGUACACCCUUUAGAGGAUCGCUUAUGAAGUAUUUCAUACAUUCCUAAGCAUAUGGCGGUGUUGAGACUGACUUAGUGUAAUUCACACACAUAAGCUGACAUACGUUUAUAUUUUGACAGUAAGUUGUACAGUCAAGUGUUCAUUGACUUCAUGUUAUUUUAAAGCAUUUUCUUAUGAAAAUAUAUCUUUAGUUAAUCCUACUUUGCUAUGCUGUCUAGUAAAGUAAGUACACUGUAGCUGAUGUUGUUACAGACUUAUGUAUACCCUUGUAUACCUAGGACAGGGCUGUUUCGUACCCAUAAGCAGCAAACUAUUGUCCUCACUGAUUCAAGAAUUAAAAAGAUAAAUUUAAAAAAAUUACCUGUCUCUAUAUCGAUGCUUCAUUCCGAAAUAAAGAUUAU
Messenger RNA from Neogale vison (American mink), 2004 nucleotides. RefSeq names its product growth arrest specific 2 (gene GAS2). The record is from RefSeq and is a predicted model, not a curated record. Bases 47 to 988 code for a protein of 313 amino acids. Gene Ontology annotation, biological process: actin crosslink formation. The transcript has 7 exons. Gene Ontology annotation, cellular component: actin filament. Lineage: Eukaryota; Metazoa; Chordata; Mammalia; Carnivora; Mustelidae. Gene Ontology annotation, molecular function: cytoskeletal adaptor activity; actin filament binding; microtubule binding.